GCCUCCUAAGUGUGCCAUCAUGGUGUGUAGAAGCCUACUACUUAGGCACACCGUAGGGUUUAGCUGUGUUGGACCAGUGCAGCUCCUAAAACAUGCACGACACCACUGGUUAAGACUAAAUUGUAAAUCCACAUCUAUGGUUCUAGAAUUUUAUGCAAAUACCAAAAAUGUUUUUUAGUAAAAAGCCAUGUUUUGUGCUUUCUCUUGUCCUUCUGUGUCUACUUCAGCCUUUUGUUCAACCAGACAUUCAGUCCAAUGAUUGUUCACAAAUCGCCACAGCUAAAGAGGUUCCAAUAGUUUACAUGAAGAAAUGAGAAGAAGAAAGAGAAAACAAGACCAAAUGACCAGAGGAGUUGAAAAAAGGAAACAAGUAUGCACUACAGUGUGGCAUGUCUACUGUUUUGAGAAAACAGUGAAAAGGCACAAGAUCUUUGAUGACUAUGAAACGACAGACAACGAAACUGAUGAGGAUUCAAAUGAUUGCGACCCAGACUAUGUGCCAGAUUCAGACAGUGACAUAGAAGAAGGAAACAACAAAAACCCAAUACUACUUACUGUAGAGACAUCAACAGCAAAGUCUGCAAUCUUAAAUGAAAAAAACGAUCAUGUCACUGAACAUUGUCAUCAACAACCUUCAGAGAACUCUUCAGAGACGGACAGCAUGAACUCACUAGCAAAAGGGCAAAAUUUUUGUUUUGUUUGCAAGAAGGCUCAAUUCAAAAUUGCAAGACAUUUUAAAACUCAUGAGAAAGAGGACCCAGAUAUAGCUAAAGCUCUCAGUUUCCCCUCUGGUUCAAAACAGAGAAAGGAUUUGCUGGAACAACUACGAAACAGGGGAAACUUUCUGUACAACAAUGAUGUUUUGAAAAAGGGAAGAGGUUCACUUAAAGUUAAGCGAGCAGCUAAGAGUGAAAAGAAAUAUGAAUAUUGCAUCCACUGCAAGGGAAUGUUCCUCCGAAAAGAGCUGUGGAGACACAUGAGAAGAUGUUCCUGCAAGCCAGAGGAAGAACAACACAGUGGAAAAAAGCGAGUGCUUAGCUUAGCAGCCAUAAUCAAGUCAG
Austrofundulus limnaeus is the source of this 1061-nucleotide messenger RNA. RefSeq lists its product as uncharacterized. NCBI's taxonomy places the organism in Eukaryota, Metazoa, Chordata, Actinopteri, Cyprinodontiformes, Rivulidae. The record is from RefSeq and is a predicted model, not a curated record.